GCCCUUUCCGGCGCGGCCGCACCACGUGUGAGCGCCGGCCGACAUGGAGGGCCAGGCGGAGGCGGGCGGCGCCUUCACCGGCGUCGUGUCCCGGCGCAGCCGGAGGAAGCGGCGGCGGGCGGGCGGCGAGGAGCCGGCGGCGGGAGCGGCCAUGGACACGGCGGAGCCGCGGCCCAGCAAGCGGCCGGCGUUCCCGCCCGUGGCCGCCGAGGCGCUGGGGGUUGGGAAAGGCGAGCUGAGGAAGAUCCCUGUCCCGGCCAACAGGUACACGCCGCUUAAGGAGAACUGGAUGAAGAUAUUCACGCCCAUCGUGGAGCAUCUGCAGCUUCAAAUAAGGUUCAACCUGAAAACGAGGAAUGUUGAGAUCAAGACUUGUCAAGAGACAAAGGAUCUCAGUGCUCUGACGAAAGCAGCUGAUUUUGUGAAAGCCUUUAUACUUGGAUUUCAAGUAGAGGAUGCCCUUGCUCUCAUCAGAUUAGACGAUCUUUUUCUAGAGUCAUUUGAAGUGACAGAUGUCAAACCUCUGAAAGGAGAUCAUCUGUCAAGAGCAAUCGGCAGAAUAGCAGGGAAAGGUGGAAAAACCAAAUUCACCAUAGAAAACGUGACCAGGACACGCAUUGUUCUUGCUGACACAAAAAUUCAUAUUUUGGGAUCUUUUCAGAACAUUAAAAUGGCACGAACAGCAAUUUGCAAUCUAAUUUUAGGAAGUCCUCCCUCCAAAGUCUAUGGCAAUAUUAGGGCAGUGGCCAGCAGAGCAGCUGAGAGGUUCUGAGCUGCACCACCAAGGACUGGGGAUGGAAGUCCAAGUUCCUGGACACACAAGAAGCCUAAAGCUACAGAAGCCAUCAGUUUUCUGCUGGAUUUGGAAGCCCAGAAGAAAACCAGGACUGUUUGUUCAGUAUGAUUGCCUUUGGACAUGUGGUCUGAUUUGAACAUACCUGAUGUUUCUGUCUAGUCAUUAAAAGGUAUUUUAAAUUGUGUCUAGAUCAAAAGUCCAUGAUUUUACUUGAACAGCCUCAAACAAAAACCUGCUUCAUUACGGAUUUCCUGAACAUCAGACUUAAGAGGCUGCUUCUUCAGAAAGCCUUGGUGUUUAAUGUUUUGAGCCUAAAGGAAUUGGCAGAGUUAAACAUUUGUAACCACACAUCAUGGUUCAGAAUCUUCCUGACAAAAGGAGGAGACAACUGGAAUGCAGAGUUCAGUGGCAGGCUGUCCACUGAGUCGCUGCUGCUGGAACAAUGCAUCACAUGAAAAAAGUAAGAUGAAGAGGCAAAGAACUGAAUAUUUGAACUGAAUCUGCACAUACAUACAUUCCUUAGUUCCUAAAAUGAUCGGUAAGGACAGCUUGAUGAAGCCAAGAGCCACCAGGUUAAAUACUUUCCAGUGUACCAGAGCACCAGUAACUGUAAGGUCCUGUGUGGCUCUUCUUUCAAAUGUUACAUAAGUAGCAUAAUGCAACAAAAGGAGGGGAGAAAUUAGAUUUACCAGUCCCAGUAUGAUUUAAAAAUUGACCCUCUUCUCCUGCACCUGCCAGGCAACCUUCUGCAAAGCGUCUUGGAAAAUAAUUAAGUUCAGGCUUGGGAAUGAAAACAAACUGAAAUGAGAUUAUCAAACACACGAGCAAACUGAGUAAGCAUUUAGGUCACUGUCCAAGUUUCCAGAAUAGCACUUCACAGUCUGGGGUUACCACCACAGCCAGACUGAUUCAAGCUUUCAGCUGUCAGCAGACUCAGAGCCAGGUGCAGAUCUGCUUUAAGGUGAACAUGGAAGGCACUGAGCACCCCAGCCAAGGUUCAAAUAUUUUAUUUUGUAUUCAUACAGUAUGAAGGUUCUUAUAGUUCCCACGAUAUAUGAUGUAGCAUGCAGAGGAAAAACUAAACAUUCAACAUAAAUCAUUUUUCCCCACACAAACUGAAAAAAAAAAAAAUCAUCCCUCCCCUUCCAGUCCCCCUAAGGAAAUAACAUUAGCACUAAUUUCUAUAAUGCCAGCCAAGAUAUGCACAAGCAAGAAAAACUGAAAGCAUUUGCUAAAAUGUUUGUAACAAAUACUUAUGUACAAAAAAUUCACAAAAGACUAAUUCCCCCUUGAAGCAGAGCACAUGGCAGUUGACACUGGAACAGAUACAACCACUGGCUGGGAUUAUAAACCACGUACUGAUCCAGAGGAAGAAAAAAGUUACAUGUAGUGGAGAUUGUUUUGUUUUGAACAUGAACAUUUACCAAAGUUUGGCAACAUUAUCUUGUUAAUUAUGCAAAUUAUGUAAACAAGAGGAACAUUUCAAAUCGAUCUACAUGCAAAACUUCAUGUCAUGCAAGGACACUAAGCACCUGGAUUUCUCUCUCACAGACAGAGCCCAUGAUGUGCAGCACUCAGUUGAAGGAACAGCUAUGGCAGACAGGUGCUCGACUGAAGAGGUUCAGACAACCUGCACUUUCCACUGCUCAUUAUAAAACAAUUGUUUUUUUU
Messenger RNA from Prinia subflava (tawny-flanked prinia), 2467 nucleotides. It is a transcript of the gene PNO1, whose product is annotated as partner of NOB1 homolog. The record is from RefSeq and is a predicted model, not a curated record. Gene Ontology annotation, cellular component: nucleolus. NCBI's taxonomy places the organism in Eukaryota, Metazoa, Chordata, Aves, Passeriformes, Cisticolidae. The coding region runs from base 44 to 772 and encodes 242 amino acids. The transcript has 7 exons. Gene Ontology annotation, molecular function: RNA binding.